Molecule: messenger RNA, 975 nt
Organism: Candidozyma auris
Lineage: Eukaryota; Fungi; Ascomycota; Pichiomycetes; Serinales; Metschnikowiaceae
Exons: 1
Coding region: 1-975 (324 amino acids)
Source: RefSeq, a predicted model, not a curated record
AUGAGCUUGGAAUUCAAGCUCCUUCAGGUACUCAAAUUUGACUUCUUAAAUGGAGCGGCAAACUCGCCUUCCGUGGAUUACUUGGUGACUCUGUUUUCCAAAGAAUUGGGGCUUGACUAUAGCUUGACGCUAUUCGGGUGGCUUGUUUCUUUCGAUAUCAUGUCAACACCACUUUGUUUGGUCAUCCCUCCACAUUGCAUUGCUUUAGCUAUUAUAAUUGUGUCGCUCAAUUUGGCUCCCAAAGGCAUGAAGGUGAAGCAUGGACUGAGCGAUACGGCCACCGAAAAUAUCAGCGACAUCUUAGAGAAAAUUGACUCCAUGGGCAUGUUCAGGUGUCCAGAGACUCUUCUAAAUGAAGGUAUUGUUUAUAUUUUGGAUUACUACGUGCAUCAAAUGAAGUUCCUGAUUCUCAACGAAUAUCUUCCACCGGUGGAUCCUGAGACUGGAAAAGAGCAGAUUUUCAAAUUCAUGGACCUCAAAUCUCGCUUCAAUGACUUGAAAGUAUUGAGUGAGCAGAGCGCCUCUUCUACGACCUUGCUCAGACAGGACUCGUACCUCAGAAAGUGGGACUACUCAGUGGCCUCUAAAGGCGCAGCUCGCUUUAUAAUCAGUAACAAGAGAAAAAGAUUCGACUCGGAGUUUGCAGUGUUGCGACCACAAAACAAGCAACAGAAGCAGCAGCAACAAAGAGAUAAGGAAGAACAAGAAAAGGAUAGAGGACAUCCUCGUCCCGAUCUGUCACGAGAACACAAGAAUGAUGGUUUAUUAGAGACCAAACUCAAAGAUCAAGAAAUCGCUGAGGAAAGGGAAGGAGAAAAUGAGGAAAAGCAAACAGAUGAGCAGCAAAUUGAGAACGAGGAGAUCAAAAAUGAGGAAGUUAGAGAGGAAAUCGAAGCUAAUCAGAAACAGGAAAAGGAAGACGCCAGUAGAGAUAAGGAAAAUAUCAAACAGUCUGAGUAUCAGGAAACUCAAUGA